Messenger RNA from Radiomyces spectabilis, 1248 nucleotides. RefSeq lists its product as uncharacterized. Lineage: Eukaryota; Fungi; Mucoromycota; Mucoromycetes; Mucorales; Radiomycetaceae. Bases 427 to 1248 code for a protein of 273 amino acids. The transcript has a single exon. The record is from RefSeq and is a predicted model, not a curated record.
GUUCGGUCUGCUCCUCGGCCUUGAAAUUUCAUCGGCUUUUGUUCAAUUAUGUACCUGUGAAAAAAAUCCAAAAACCUUCAACCCGAAAAAAAAAGGAACGCUUUCAUCCCAGUCUUGACUGAUCCUGUUGGUUCCUUUACUUUGCUUUGCUGCUUUUAUAUAACGUCGAUCCAUUACCGUCAUAUUUUUUUUCUUCUUUUAUUCUUCUAAUCGGUCGCUCUUCAUCAUUUGCUUGUUACCCGCUUUUCACAUGAUGCAACUAGUUUUCUCUUAGACCUUUUUUGUUGCAGAUCCAUAAUACAACGGUUGUCUCUUUUUCUCUCUUUUCAAUACUCUUCCUCAUAGAAACUCGAUUUUUUUUCUUGAUUUCAAAUCUUCAUCAUCAUUGAGCGGUUUCUAGCAUUUCUCGUCUCUCUCUCUGUUCCUAUGGCAAUCCCUCCCUCCUUGUCGCCUCCUUCCUCUUCAUCCUCUAAUGACCACUUGACUUUUAUACCUGCCGUACCGAAACAUGCCUUGCAACGUCCUUCCUUUCCUGUAAACAGUAUUCCUUCGGUUUACAUUCCUGUUCAUGUUGAUCCCGCUAAACGAUAUGCCGAAUCCGUUUUGCGUAUUGAUCUAUCGGAAAUCUACCAAGAGCACCUCGACGCCAAAUGUUCGUAUGCAUUCUGUCGUGACAGCAAACGACCCGCGGUCAGUGAAUUGCCGACAUCGCUUUGUCCUCGAUGUCGUGUAUCUCAUCAACCGGCACGUUCAUGGCUCAAAACAUGGAUCCAUCAGUCCUCUGACAGACUUCAGAAAGCGCUGUGUCAUCGCGAUACUUCGAUGCCUUUAUCUUCGAAACAUGAUUUACAUCCGGUUACCAAAAAUAGCAACGAGGAGAUCGACCCUCCGGAUGACUCGCUCGCUGGAGACCACGUGCAGGAUCUGGCAUCCAAUCAAACCUCCGCCACAGUAGCGCCGAUGUUGACGCCAGGUACACCUGGUGCAACGUCGUACUUCCCACCUGUUUCACCACCGAACGAGGUUCCGAAACCUUCACCGCGUCGCUGGAUGACUGCUGUAUUGAUGAUAUCCGUAGGCACCCUCAUCGCGUUGACAUUUAUUAUGAUCGGCUUAGGCAAAGCAUUGAGUGGGAACAACCAACCAGUGUCCACCCAGCAAUCUUUCAACUCUACCCCGGCCGUCAAUUUCCUCAUCCCCCACUCGGCAGAGGCACCGGAUCCACAAACAGCGGUACUUCAUCCGUAA